AUGAAUGACAACUCUGCUCCUGCUCCCUAUCAAAUUCCUCAAGGGCAGUCACCUCUGGUUUAUCCACCAAAUGUUACAAUGGUGUCACCUUAUUCGUCUUGUUCUUGGGUACCCUAUGGAAAUACUACAAACCCCCAAAACGAUUGUCCGCAUGGUUCACAAAAUGUUAUCACGCCAUUUAUUCCAUUAAUGUUAAAUCCAACUUUUUUGGCAACAGCAAAACUAGCUCAAACAAUGAUAAAACACAGUGUAGAUGACCAUAAUUCAACCAUUAUACACACACAACCUCUAUUAAUUCUCCAUUGUUCAUUGAUUUAUUUUGAUUGUUAUAGUGAUGAGGAAAUAAACAUCAUUGAACAAGUAUUAGAAAAUUAUAAAUGGUCAAGCUUUGAACUUCGAUUAAAUGAAAUCCGUUGUCAUGUUGAUACUCUAAAAGCAUAUAUAACUGCAGAAGUUGACUCAGAAUCAGCAUCUUCAUUAUGGACUUUAGUACGGGGAAUAGAAUCGGCUAUUAGUGCUCAAGGUGUUAAAAUAAAACAACCAAAAAUUGAACAAUUUCAUAUGACGUUAGCCAUAGUUAAAUACCAGUAUCCAAGUGAUUGCAUCGUUUCUAAAUUAAAACAAAAUUUACUGCCAUUUUUACCAUCGCAUGAAUUUGGUUCAAAAAAAGUUUGCUGUUUUUGGCUCCAAAAACCAGGUGGUGAGAUCGAAAGAUAUUUUGCACAAGACUGUUUGCUUUUAGAAAAAUUGGCUUGUCGAUAA
This is a messenger RNA of Didymodactylos carnosus, 762 nucleotides long. Lineage: Eukaryota; Metazoa; Rotifera; Eurotatoria; Philodinida; Philodinidae. The record is from the annotation of a GenBank genome assembly.